UAGAAAUUGGUCUUAUCGGAUUGGUUGAUGAACUUAACAUCCGUAUUGAGAUAUGCGCCUGUACAAGUUUCACUUCGUUAUCAGCUACCGUUACCUAUCGAUAGUCACAACGUUGCUGGUGGAUUCCGUCUUGAAGCUUAUCGAAUGAAUUUGUUGGCUAUGAAUAAAAAUGGAGACCAACUUUACGUUGCCUAUGGGGAGCACGUUUUCCUCUUUCAAUUUCGUGAAAGACAAAGUCCAGUUUUUCAGGGAGAACUCUCCGUGGCUCCAGAUACCAUCAACAUGAUAAAGUACGCGGAACUAGCAGCAACAGGACCCAUACUUGUAGCAGCUUGUGGAAAUCCUGUGGUUGAAACCGGAGCUGCAGUUAUUUACUUUUUGGAUGUUUCUACUGCCUCACUCGUUGGUGAGGAACGUGUGAUUUUCACCAUGAGCUGUUCAGUGUGGGGAAUCAGUGUUUGUGAAAGAAAUGGUCUAAUAGCUUUGAGUUCCAAUGAUCAUUGUAUUAGUAUGAUUCGCAUAUGUUUAGAGAACGAAUGGGGGCCUCAAAAUAGAUUCUUUAUUGUUCCUUCUGCUUGUAGAGGUCAUCAACAUAAUAUUCCAAGCAUUGAUUUUUCAGCUCAAGGAAGAUUUAUUGCUUCUGCCAGUAUCGAUGAAACAUUGCGAGUUUGGGAUCUUACCACCGGCCAAUCUGUUGGGUUUUCUGAAGGUUGUCGAAUAGAGAGAGAGGAAGACAAGUGGGGUUGGGGUGUUAAGUGGUUGCCCAUAGACUCGGUGAAGAUCAUAGAAAAGGAUGAUCCUCUAUAUUCUUAUUUUUUUGAGUCCACAAAUACUCUCACGCAGCCAUUGCUUUCAAACUAUAAUGAGGAAGAACAUUCUGCUACUCAAUUGUUUAGGAGAAGAAGACAGCCGGUUCAGAUACAAAAUGAACAAAUACAGUCCAUUCCGCAGAUAUUAUUGCAUCCCGAUUGUUUACUUACAGAUGAUUCUGAACAAGGUGGUUUGAUGUUGUUGUUGCAGGAAAUUGGUUUGUCACUUGAAGACUUACAAGCUAUGAAGGGGGAGAACCGGAAUGACAAGCUUGUAGUUUUCACGCAAAGAAACUUUCUUCACCUACUAAGAGGUGGAGACCUGUAUCAGUUGGUGUUUCUUCCACAAGUAGUUCCGUUUAGCAAUUCUGGAAGUUUAAUGCGUCGUGGUAUGUUUCGUUUGAACUUACUUGAUUAUGCUCCCGACUUGUCACUGCUUGCAGUGGGUAAUCAAGGCAUCGGAACUGUAUCUUUGUGUCGUUUGCUCCGUAAUCGAGUAGGUGAAUUUCGUAUCAUUAUUGAGGAUAUCGUUCCACAGAGGACAGCAAUGGAAGAUGAACAAGUGCCUCUUGCUGGACUUUUUUUUAGAAAGGGCAAUAGUUAUUCGAAGACUUGUCCAUAUUACCAGUUGAUUCUGGUCUAUCUUGAUGGAGUCCUUCAAGUCUAUGAAGUAGAAAGGAGAACCGAAACAAGCCCUCUAGACAUUAGUGCUUGUUUUAUAUGAUUGAUAUUUAUUUGUAUGACCUUGUGUUUUAUUGAUUGAUUUGGUUCUUCAUUAUAGUACACUGAAGUAUUUGGAGUUGCUUGGAAAUAGGAAUUUCAUACAUUUUUGAAGCAAGCACAAAACUGAGAACUACGAUUGCGUCUGAAUGGAAGAAUGAGCUCAACAAAACGAUGCCAAAGUGACUUUGUUAGAUCGUAUUUAUGCCAAAUUUAAUGUUUCAGAAUGUUGUUUGUACAGAAUUGAGUGGGAAUGCUUCUUAGAAGCUGCUGUUCUUGUUUCAAAGAGAGGAACAAGAGAGUUGUUUUCCUAGAGUGUUUCAAGUCACUGGAUUGGAAGAUAAAUAGAUUGUAGUUGGUAUUUCUUUUGGUUUUGCGUUCAAAUAGUAUGUGACGAUCAUAACU
Messenger RNA from Galdieria sulphuraria, 1934 nucleotides. RefSeq lists its product as hypothetical. Lineage: Eukaryota; Rhodophyta; Bangiophyceae; Galdieriales; Galdieriaceae. The transcript is spliced from 9 exons. Gene Ontology annotation, molecular function: protein binding. The coding region runs from base 28 to 1533 and encodes 501 amino acids. The record is from RefSeq and is a predicted model, not a curated record.